CAGGACGGUAAACCGUACAUCGAGACAGCGACCGCGAGCCCCACACACGAGGAUCCGCGGAACCAAGGGUACACGCUUGUGUGCCGCACGGUGUUUGCGUCUAAGGAGGACAUGGCGUUCUACGACGACGGGUGCGAGGCGCACGCGGCUAUCAAAGCGUUUGCGAAACCGAAGGUUGCUGGGCCGGCGUUGGUGGUGUACAUGGACGCUUGA
Messenger RNA from Dothidotthia symphoricarpi CBS 119687, 213 nucleotides. RefSeq lists its product as uncharacterized. The annotation marks the transcript as partial. The record is from RefSeq and is a predicted model, not a curated record. Lineage: Eukaryota; Fungi; Ascomycota; Dothideomycetes; Pleosporales; Dothidotthiaceae. The transcript has a single exon.